AUUUCCUCUUGCAAUAGGCCAUCCUCUGUCUAAAAUAUUCAAAGAUGAGAGCAGGGCUUGGCAGUCUGCAGCAAGGGCUCACUGCUGAGGCAACAAGCAUAGUGAAACAAGCUGUUAGCCUUGCUAAACGCAGGGGUCAUGCACAAGUGACUCCUCUCCAUGUUGCCAGUGCUAUGCUUGCAUCCUCCACAGGCCUUCUUAGAAGGGCAUGCCUUCAAUCCCACUCUCACCCCCUCCAAUGCAAAGCCCUAGAGCUUUGCUUCAACGUCGCGCUCAACCGACUCCCGGCAGCCACACCAAGUCCUCUUUUAGGCUCUCACUACUUCAAACCUUCCCUCUCCAAUGCCUUGGUUGCAGCCUUCAAGCGCGCCCAGGCUCACCAGCGCCGCGGCUCCAUUGAAAACCAGCAGCAGCCUAUAUUAGCUCUGAAAAUAGAGUUAGAACAGCUCAUAAUCUCCAUUUUAGAUGACCCAAGUGUUAGUAGAGUGAUGAGAGAGGCUGGUUUCUCGAGUACCCAAGUGAAAAAUAGGGUAGAACAAGCUGUUUCUUUGGAGAUUUGUUCUCAAACUGAUCAUCAAAGCCCUUCUAUAAGUAACCAGUCAAUAGGAAAAGUACCCUUGGAUCAAGUUAGGAGUGAAGAUGUAAUGAGUGUGGUGAAUGAGUUGUCUAACAAAAGAAAGAGAAACACUGUUAUAGUAGGAGAGUGUUUGGCUAGUGCAGAGGGUGUGUUUAGGGGAGUGAUGGAGAAAUUUGAAAGAGGAAAUGUUCCUGGGGAGUUAAGGUAUGCAAAAUUUGUUAGUCUGCCUCUCUUCUCUCUGAGGAACUCAUCCAAGAAGGAUAUUGAGCAGAAGGUGGUGGAGCUUAGGUGCCUAGUUAAAAGCUAUAUUGGGAGAGGGAUUGUCUUGUAUUUGGGUGAUCUCAAAUGGGUUUCUGAGUUUUGGUCAACUUUUGGUGAAGAAAGGAGAAACUACUACUGUCCUGUGGAGCACAUAAUCAUGGAGCUUAAAGGAUUGGUGUGUGGAAUUGGGGAAACUGCAGGAAAAUUGUGGCUUUUAGGGCUUGCUACCUUCCAGACAUACAUGAGAUGUAAAACUGGCAGCCCUUCUCUGGAGACUCUGUGGGAGCUUCACCCUCUUACCAUCCCAGUUGGCAGCCUGAGCCUAACUCUCAACCUUGAAAGUAAUUUGCAAGCUCAGGUCAGUAGCAAGGUCUCCAACAAUGUGUCUGGUUGGCACCUGCUUGAAACUGAAUUUGAUAAGCAUCUAACUUGCUGCACUGAUUGCGUGGUCAACUUCAAUAGAGAAGCUCAAAGCAUACCUAGCAACUUUCUCAACAAGGAGACCACUACAACCACAAUGAGCAUUUCCACAAACUCAAGCUUGCCUUCAUGGCUCCAACAGGAGAUGAAAGACAGCAGAAAAGACUCUUUGAAUAAUCAGGAAUGUGUCACUGUCAGUGAUCUGUGCAAGAAAUGGAACUCAUUCUGCAGUUCAAGCCAUAAGCAACCCCAAUAUUUUGCUGAGAAAGCUCUCAUUUUCACUUCUCCAUCUCCUUCCUCCACAUCAGUCUCUUCAUACGAGCACAAACAUCAGACCCACCUGAUUUGGCCAACCACCUUUGAACCCAAACAGACACCAAGAGAACAGCAGUUUUGGAUACCUGAAAGUACUAAUGAUGGAGUCUAUGAAAGCAAUUUGAGAGUGUUCAUGCCAGAGAGAAUUAAUGACCCCAAACCAGUCCUUUUGUCGAAUCCAAAUUCUAGCCCUAAUUCAGCUUCUUCAAGUGAGGUAAUGGAGGAUAUGGUUGGCCUCCACAUGUUCAGAGAGGUUAAUGAAGAGAACUUGAAGUUACUAUGUGAUGCAUUGGAGAAAAAGGUUUCCUGGCAGAAAGACAUAAUUCCUGAGAUUGCAACAACUAUCCUUCAGUGCAGGUCUGGUAUGACAAAAAGGAAAGGCAAUGUGAAAGACAGAGAGAACAGAGAAGAAACUUGGCUGUUCUUCUUAGGCGUUGAUAAUGAUGGCAAAGAAAAGAUUGCAAGGGAGAUAGCUAAGCUUCUUUUUGGCUCUCAAAGCAGCUUGGUUUCAAUUUGUUUGAGCAGCUUCUCUUCAACAAGGGCUGAUUCAGCUGAAGAAUCCAAAAAGAAAAGAACAAGAGGUGAACUGGGUUCCAGCUAUCUGGAGAGAUUUGGUGAAGCAGUGAAUGAGAACCCUCAUAGAGUGUUCUUCAUGGAAGAUGUAGAUCAAAUCGAUUACUUUUCUCAAAAGGGUAUCAAGAAAGCAAUUGAAAGUGGAAGAAUAACUCUUCCUGGUGGUGAAACUGUUCCUCUUAUGGACGCCAUUAUCAUUUUCAGUUGUGAAAGUUUCAGCUCUGUUUCCAGAGCCUGUUCUCCCUCAAGAAGGCAAAAACAUGGUGAUGAGAAUGAAGAAAAAAACAAUGAGGAUGAGAUGGAAGAGAAAAUCCCAUGUGUACUCUCACUAGAUUUGAAUAUUGCCAUUGAAGAUGACAGCAGGGAUGAACAUGCAGCUGGUGACAUUGGGAUUCUGGAAUCUGUGGAUAGGCAAGUUACUUUCAGAAUUCAAGAACUGUGAUCAUCUUCUAUAUGGGCUGAUCAUACUUUUUUUUUCUUUCUUUUUCUUUUUAACAUGGAUUUGUGAGGGGUAAACGAAGGAAAUGGUAUAACAUAGUGUUCACAAGGAUUCUCCAGUGGUACGGGUGGUAGGAUUUAGCCAUGUAGAGCUAUGUGUAUAUUAGUGUAUCUUUAAUGUUCUUGUUGCAUGUAACACGAUUGCUGCACUCUCAGAUAUUGUGUUUCUUUGGGGAUUUUGUGACUUCAAAUUACAGAAAUUUACCAAGUUUUCAUC
This is a messenger RNA of Corylus avellana, 2861 nucleotides long. RefSeq names its product protein SMAX1-LIKE 3. Lineage: Eukaryota; Viridiplantae; Streptophyta; Magnoliopsida; Fagales; Betulaceae. The record is from RefSeq and is a predicted model, not a curated record.